Messenger RNA from Sclerotinia trifoliorum, 2143 nucleotides. NCBI's taxonomy places the organism in Eukaryota, Fungi, Ascomycota, Leotiomycetes, Helotiales, Sclerotiniaceae. The record is from the annotation of a GenBank genome assembly.
GACAAGCCACCGAGGUAGGUAAAGCAGAUGCACUGUUGCACGCUUACUUAACCAUGUCGUAUAUGAACUGGACUCCCUUUUGCCAUGUUUUUGCUCCGUUGUAAAUUGCUUCUUUUCUCAAAAUACCAAAAUGAUUGCAAUCAAGGCCAUUGCGAUUGUUGCAUAUGCAACUCGAGUAGCCUAUGCUUUGCCCACCAACGCGUCCUUGCCCGUCGUUGAUCUUGAGUACACGCUUCAUAGGGCUACAAUAAAUGUAUGUAAACAUCAGUCAAUCAAGUUCCGGGUUGAGAGCUAAAAAAUAUCACAGGAGACAGGACAGUACUACAAUUUCUCAAACAUUCGAUAUGCCGCUCCUCCGAUAGGAAACCUCCGAUUUGCAGCUCCAGUAGAACCUGAAGUAAAUCGUACCAUUAACGACGGCCAGCAAGGGGCCAUUUGUGCCCAAGGAACACCAUAUUGGGAAGAGGUUGCUUCGUACUACUUCGGCGGUGCUAACGCAACUGUCUUGGAGUUUGUCGAGGCAGAGGUAGAAGCAGUCGAAAAGAAUCUCACUAUCUCAGGACUUCCCGCACCAGCACCAUUGACUUCGGAGGACUGCUUGUUCCUUGAUGUCAUUGUACCAAAGUCCAUCUACGAUUCUUGCGGCGAAAGUACAGCGCCGGUUGUGGUCUGGAUAUACGGAGGUGGCUACGUUGCUGGAUCGAAAUUUGGUUCGGGAAACCCCGCCACCUUGAUUUCGAGAAGCCAAGAGAAUGGAGAUGAAGGUGUGAUUUACGUUGCCCUCAACUAUAGACUUGGCCUCUUUGUAAGUUCACCCUCAACUAUUUCGAGGAAAGUAACUGAUUAAAUCUAGGGAUGGCUUUCCGGUCCCACAUUUCAGGAAAGUGGAGCGGCAAAUGCAGCCCUUCUUGAUCAGAGACUGGCUUUAGAAUGGUAAGUCUUUUUCACUCUUCUUGGCGAGUCUAGCUACAAGUUUGUUGACUUUAUAAAAAUUUUAGGGUACAAAAGUAUAUCUACCUUUUUGGUGGAGAUUCAGAUCGAGUAACGGUCAUCGGCGAAUCUGCCGGAGCUGGGUCAAUCAUGCAUCAGAUUACAGCAUAUGGUGGCAGCAACGGCAGUGCACCUUUCUCCCAGGCUAUUUUACAGAGUCCUGGCUUUCCUCCCGUCUAUUCUUCUAUUCAAUCAGAGGAAACAUUUCAAAAUGUCAUCACACAAGCACAGGAACUCAUUGGCCCCAACAUCACCUCAGUAUCGGAUUUGAGAAGCCUCGACUUCACUACUCUGGCUGGACUUAAUACUAUCGUUAUUGCACGAACAGCUGCUUAUGGUACUUUUACCUUCGGGCCUGCAGUUGACGGCACAUUUGUACCUGAACUUUCAGCCAAACUUCUUCUUGAAGGCAAAUUCGAUACAAACGUCAAGGUCAUGACUGGACACAAUUCUGAUGAAGGUGCAUUCUUCACGUCUCCUUUUUUCUCCACAGAAGCAGACAUCAUCAAUGAUCUUGUCACAGCUCUACCCACCAUAUCUAAUUCCACCCUUGCCUACAUCACUAGGACCUUAUACCCUCCAGUCUAUAAUGGUUCCUAUCCGUACAAAAAUAUCUGGGAACGGGCAUCUCUGAUUACAGCUGAAUUUGCUUUCACAUGCAACACUCGCUUCCUCAAUACCGCGUUCCUUAACGAAACCCACUCCUACUUCUUCACAGUUCCACCAGGACUUCACGGUGAAGAUAUCGCUUACACCUUCUUCAAUGGCGACACCACAACUUCUGAUGAUGGAAUGCCUGUAAAUGCUACUGUAGCAGCCGUUUUACAAAGGUACAUCAUGAAUUUUGCCGUGACAGGCAAUCCUAAUGGAAAAGAGGUUCCUUUCUUCCCAGAGUACCAAAGUAACUCCACGACAGUGGUUCUCGGAACUACUGGUCUGGGAAGUGUGCAGACUGAUACCACUGCCAAUAACAGAUGUGACUGGUGGCAAAAAGCGUUAUAUGAAUAGGUGGGAUGCAGAUAUGGUGUAUUGAUGUUCUUAAAUAAGAUGAAAAGUUUUAGUUUUAAUGUUCAUAUACUUGCGUAGCACAUAUAUUUUAAUCGCCUUUGCUCACUAUGAUAAUCCCAGAACAAUAUAUUACCUCGAUAUAAUG